AUGGCGUCCUCCCCCAGCCUGCAGAAGGAGACGGUGUUCCGGUCGGGAACCCAUGCCUACAGGAUCCCCGCUCUGCUGUACCUGCCUCAGCAGAAGACACUGUUGGCCUUCGUGGAACAGCGGAUCAGCAAGAAGGACGAGCACGCGGAGGUGAUCGUCCUGCGCAGGGGAAGCUACCACGCAGCUGCCCAUCGGGUCCAGUGGCAUGCCCAGGAGGUGGUGACCGAAGCCCAGCUGGAGGGCCACCGGUCCAUGAACCCGAGCCCCGUGUACGACGAGGUGACAGGGACCCUCUUCCUCUUCUUCAUCGCCGUCCCCGGGCAGGUGUCCGAGCACCACCAGAUCCACACCCGGGUCAACUUGGUGCGGCUUUGCCAGGUCACCAGCACCGACCACGGGAAGUCCUGGAGCCCCGCCAGAGACCUCACUGGCCUUGCCAUUGGUGAAGCCCACAAAGAAUGGGCCACUUUUGCGGUGGGUCCGGGGCACUGUGUGCAGCUGCACAACAAGACGCAGAGUCUGGUGGUGCCCGCCUAUGCCUACCGGAAUCUGCACCCCCACCAACGGCCUUCCCCAUUCGCCUUCUGCUUCGUCAGCCACGACCACGGGCACACGUGGCAGAGAGGGAACUUCGUGGCCCAGGACACCGUGGAGUGUCAGGUGGCCGAGGUCGGGGGCGCGGAGCAGAGGGUGGUGUAUGUCAAUGCCCGGAGCCCGCGCGGAGCCAGGGUGCAGGCCGAGAGCACCAAUGACGGGCUCGACUUCCAGGACGCCCAUCUCGUGGAUCAGCUGGUGGAGCCUCCGCAUGGCUGCCAAGGGAGCAUCGUCAGCUUCCCCAACCCUGGCGCGGGGGCCGACGCCUCGGACCGAUGGCUGCUCUACACUCACCCCACCGACCCACAGCACAGGGUCGACCUGGGCGUGUACCUCAACAAGCGGCUCCCGGGCUCCCCGGCCUGGUCAGAGCCCACUCUGCUGGUCAAGGGCAGCUGUGCUUACUCAGACCUGCAGAGCAUGGGCACCGGCCCCGACGGGUCACCCCAGUUCGGGUGUCUGUACGAGUCCGAGAACUACGAGCAAGUCAGCUUCCUCAUGUUCACCCUGAAACAAGCCUUCCCAGCUGAGUUUUCGUCUCCGCUGUGUGCCACCCCAGAAGGGCUCCCACUGGCCCAGGCCCCCCUUUGCUCUUGAACACCCCAAGU
Molecule: messenger RNA, 1202 nt
Organism: Suricata suricatta (meerkat)
Lineage: Eukaryota; Metazoa; Chordata; Mammalia; Carnivora; Herpestidae
Gene: NEU2
Product: neuraminidase 2
Exons: 2
Coding region: 1-1191 (396 amino acids)
Biological process (GO): oligosaccharide catabolic process; ganglioside catabolic process
Cellular component (GO): cytoplasm; lysosome; membrane
Molecular function (GO): exo-alpha-sialidase activity
Source: RefSeq, a predicted model, not a curated record